Molecule: messenger RNA, 997 nt
Organism: Phytophthora nicotianae INRA-310
Lineage: Eukaryota; Oomycota; Peronosporomycetes; Peronosporales; Peronosporaceae
Exons: 2
Coding region: 1-822 (273 amino acids)
Biological process (GO): biosynthetic process
Molecular function (GO): oxidoreductase activity; iron ion binding; protein binding
Source: RefSeq, a predicted model, not a curated record
AUGAAGUGGGAGUGCUUUAUCUGCUGGAAGAUAAAUGAGGACGAUGAAGCUGCCGAUGAAAAACACUGUCUAUGUCACUGCUGCGGCCGACCACGCAACUUCGUUCCAACAAGUUUAAUUAUCAACUCCAAGGCCAAGCCACUGGUACUUCACGGCCUCGCAUCAGCGCAACAUGAGUUUCAUCCAGCGCUUGUCCAUGCGUUGCAACAAUCCGGGUUAGAUCUGGCGGAUACCGACAGUGGAGGGUGGACAGCACUUCACUGUGCUGCGAUGUUAGACGAUGCAACUGCAAUCCAUUGUCUCUUACAACCUAAUAACGUAGAAACCAAAAUCGACAUUAAGAAGAGACUGGAAGCUACACGUUCUGGAGGCUGGCGAGCUCUCCAUGUAGCCACUCGUGAAGGUCACCUUUCUGCAGUCGAAGAGCUUCUCCUAGCCGAUGCAGACGUGGAUGCCAGACUGGACGAGUCCGAUGACGCUCUCACCCCUCUUCACAUCGCAGCUCAACAUGGCUACAUCGACAUCCUGGAUCUCCUUCUCCAAUGUGGCGCUGAUCCUACCCUACUAACCCACAAUUUACGACGAUCUCCGCUUCAUCUCGCUGUCUUCGGCGGUCAUGAACGUUGUGUCCGUCUACUGUUAGCGAAGCCAAAUAUUGCUGAAAUUCUGGACCGUGAUGGCCUCACAGCGCUCCAAUUGGCGAAUAUUCGACUAUCGUCGGAUCAACCGACUGCAGCCCAACGUGAACUUAUCGUGCUUCUUGAAGCUCACCAGCCGUUCAGAGCUUUACCACCGAUAUCGGCUAAAUCUUUACUCAGCUGAGAAAUGGGCGAGCUCUCGACAAUACGCUGUCAGGUCUUCUUCAAGCGCUAAGAAACAGGAUUUGUCUACGCGUAAUUCUUCAAGUUUAGUGAGGCGACAAAGACUGCCAGGAAGGCCGCGUAAAUCUCGAUUUUUAGUUAAUAUAAGUCUCACGAGAGCUUCACAUUCGCCGGCA